AUGGCGGACACUUCGGAGUUGUUGUUGACCCUUGACCACAUUAAGUAUAGAAAACCCGGUGAUGGUCGAUCCCCUAUCGGUCGCUUGAUGUUGUACAGGGAGCAUGUGGAAUGGAGGGAUAAUGCUGGCCCCGAGAUUCUAUAUGUGAAAUUCAUGCAAAUCAAGGGUCAACGCGUAUCUCCUCCCCAAAAGUCAAAAGUGCAACUACAGCUAGUACUUCAAAAUGAUGAUCAAGCUACUUUUGUAUUUCUGAACCCCGAUUUGGAUAAAGAGGGCUUGACCAAGGAAAGGGAUCUCCUCAAGGAGACUCUUCAACAGGCCUUGAUAGCUCAUCGUCAAAGAGUCAAUCAGCUGGCUGCAUCUAACGAAAAAGACGUCAAGCAGUCAGAACUGAAAGAAAAGCAGCGGAUAUUGGGGGAGAACAAACAGUUAGACCAGCUUUACACCCAUCUUGUCGCUUCAAAACUUAUAAGUGCUCAAGAAUUUUGGACAGAUUACUAUCAGUCGGCAAGUUUCCUUAAUUCCGGUACCGUAGAAGACAAAGCUGGCAUAAGUGGCGCUUUUCUGACAAAUAUCGUGCAGCAAGAAGGAACAAACGGCAUCAAAUUGAAUCUUAACACAGAGAUUAUACAAGCAGUUUUCAACACUUAUCCCGCU
Strongylus vulgaris is the source of this 657-nucleotide messenger RNA. The record is from the annotation of a GenBank genome assembly. Lineage: Eukaryota; Metazoa; Nematoda; Chromadorea; Rhabditida; Strongylidae.